Molecule: messenger RNA, 1854 nt
Organism: Peniophora sp. CBMAI 1063
Lineage: Eukaryota; Fungi; Basidiomycota; Agaricomycetes; Russulales; Peniophoraceae
Source: the annotation of a GenBank genome assembly
AUGCCCACCGUAACUUGCCCCGUGUGCUCCCGCAGUAUAGACGAACUGGCUAUCAACAGCCACUUGGACAACAACUGCAAGGAUAUCGCCCCUUUAUUCCUAAAGUCGAACAACCCUAAGCGGCGCGCACCCGACCCACCCCCGCAGUCUUCGCCGCAACCAAAGAAGCCGCGACCCUCUUCCAACACUCCCGUAAAGCUCAAGACACCUUCGAAGUUAUCACAGCCGAACCCUGCCGGCGCUGGCACCGUCUCUGGCUCAACUGUCUCUGCUCGCCUGUCGGCUGCCAGUCCUCUGCCCGAGCGCCUCCGGCCGCGCUCACUGGACGAUGUAGUCGGCCAAUCUCAUUUAGUCGGCCCAAAUUCGCUACUACUGUCGCAGCUACGCGCCGGCGCCGGCAUAGGAUCUUGUGUGUUCUGGGGUCCUCCGGGGUGCGGCAAGACCACGCUCACGCGCCUACUCGCGCAGGCAUCGGGCGCAGCCUUCAAAGAGCUCAGCGCCACUUCCGCCGGCAUCAAUGACGUUCGGCCAGUAUUCGAGGAGGCGAAGAGCGUGCUGCAACUCACAGGACGGCGCACCAUCGUCUUCCUCGACGAGAUCCACCGCUUUACGCGUGCGCAGCAGGACAUAUUCCUCCCGUACCUCGAACAUGGACACAUCCAGCUCAUCGGCGCCACCACUGAGAACCCAUCAUUCAAGCUCACGGGCGCGUUGCUGUCGCGCAUGCGCGUGUUUGUUCUCAAGAGGCUAGAGGAAGAUGAUAUCAUCGAUGUGUUGAAGAAGGCUGUGGCGAGGAUCGUGGCAGACGAGCAUCCGGAAAUUGAGUCGGCGGACGAUGGCGCGUCCGCGUCUGGCCAGCCGGGUCCGUCCAGUCAAGACCCCUUCCUCUCCAGUCAACCCGAAAGUGCGCUAUCAUCGAGCCAACCCGCGCCAGAACCCAGUUCAUCGCAAACUCUUCUACCGACGCAAGAGACUCUCACCUCUAGUCAAACCGGAAAAGACGAACCUGAAGACUCCGGUCCUCUGCACUCGUCCUAUCCGCACACAACGCUCCGCGUUCUGCGUACAAUCGCGGCUCUGGCAGCGGGAGACGCUCGCACAGCGCUCGGAUUGCUUGAGCUCGUACUCACGGCGCCUCCUCCCUCUACGCUCCCGACCACUUCACUACUCGAACAGCUCCGAGCGAGCGUCUCGACUCGACAUGAUCGAUCAGGCGACGACCGAUACGACCUCAUCAGCGCCUUGCACAAGUCCGUGCGUGGCUCUCAGCCCGGAGCGGCGAUGUACUGGCUCGCACGGAUGUUGGAGGCCGGCGAGGAUCCGCUAUAUGUAGCGAGACGGGUGGUCGUAAUGGCCAGCGAGGACAUCGGACUAGCAGACCCGCAAGCUCUCCCGCUCGCAAUGGCGACCUUCCAAGCCUGCGAGCGCAUCGGCAUGCCCGAAUGCCGCAUCAACCUCGCCCAUGCCGUCUCAUACCUCGCAACAGCGCCCAAAGACAUCCGCGCAUACGAAGCAUACAACCGUGCAGCCGCACUAGCGAAACGCGACAUGACGCUCCCCGUCCCGCUCGACGUGCGCAACGCCCCCACAAAGCUUAUGAAGGAGCUCGAAUACGGUGCCCAGUACCGGUACAACCCGGAUUUUGCACAUCCUGUCACCAAUAACUACGUACCGCCGGAGAUCUACGGCGAGAUUGGUGAUGUGUAUCGGGAGAAGGGCGAUAUGAGAGGGAAGGAAUGGGACGAAAGGGGGUUGAGGAUGUGGGAGGAGCGCGAGAAUGGAGGGGAGAGGUGGGACGGGCGGGGUAAUGAUGGGUACAAUCCAGAUGACCCCGACGGAGGCGUGUCUGGAUGA